This is a messenger RNA of Misgurnus anguillicaudatus (oriental weatherfish), 4527 nucleotides long. It is a transcript of the gene nkx3-2, whose product is annotated as NK3 homeobox 2. Lineage: Eukaryota; Metazoa; Chordata; Actinopteri; Cypriniformes; Cobitidae. Gene Ontology annotation, biological process: regulation of transcription by RNA polymerase II; cell differentiation. Gene Ontology annotation, cellular component: nucleus. Gene Ontology annotation, molecular function: DNA-binding transcription factor activity, RNA polymerase II-specific; RNA polymerase II cis-regulatory region sequence-specific DNA binding. The record is from RefSeq and is a predicted model, not a curated record.
GCGAGUUCGAUUUCUGUAGAUGAUCUCUGUAUGCGAGCCCGAUCUCUGUAGGCGAGUCCGAUCUGUGUAGAUGAUCUCUGAAGGUGUGUCCAAUCUCUGUAGGUGAGUCUGAUAUAUUUAGAUCAUUCUUCAGGUAGUUUUAAGUAUGCUUUGUUUCAUUUGUUGCCAGUGUUACUCAGAUAUAAGUCUUGCGUUACUGUAUUUACCUGCAGCAAACUUCUGUCUGAUGAAUUUCCUGCAGGGUUGACUCUUGUUAUAGAUGGAUACAUGAACAUCAGACAACAAUAAGAGAUACAGCAAGGUGCACAUUUUAAAAUAAAGGUGCUUGAAAGGUUCUUCACAAGCAAUGCCAUAAAAGAAACAUUUUGGUUCCACAAAGAACCAGUCAGUCAAAAGUUCUUUAAAGAUUAAUUUGUUUACCUCUAUAAUCUGAAGAACCUUUUUUCAUCACAAAGAAUCUUUUGUGAAACAAAUGUUAAAGGUUCUUUAUGGAACUGUUUAGCAAAGAAUGGUUCUUCUGUGGCUUCAUGCAUGAAGCACCUUUAUUUUUAAGAGUGUAAAAUGCUUCUCCAUGUUUUUUCUUUAUAUUUUGAGGACUGACCCUCUUGUGUUCUGAGACAUGGCUGUGAAGAAACUCUGUCAGGACCAAUGACGGACAUCAACUUUAGCAUCUGGAUUUCACAAAGCUUUAAAUCCCUGUGCAUGACUUUCAUUUGGCAGGAUUUUAUACUGGCAUGAGUGUGUUUUAGGUUUAGGAGGAGGACUGAAGAUGCUGUCAUCUGCUAUUCACUCAUACUCAUUUAUUUUUACAUGUGCGUGCGUUUGAAAGAGAAAGAGAGACAGCUGCAGUUUAUUCAUCAAAACCAUUUUUCUACAGCAUUGCUCUCAUUCUCUACACAGAGAGAGAGAGAGAGAGAGAGACUUUAUACACACACAUUCAUAAUAACAGAUUAUGUUAGAUUUUGUUAUUCUAUUCGUGUUUUCAAAGCAGUUUUAUUAAUAAUGUAGUGUGUCGCGGUUUUAUUAACACAGAUGCUGCAGGACGCAGCAGAUAUUGUGACGUUUAUUGCGUCUGACACGUUCACGCUUUAAUCAUUCCUUUACAUGCACGCGUAGUUUAUAUGUCGUGCACGCCCACAGUCGAUCUCCUCCAUCAUUUAAAUAGGAACAUAUGUCGGUGCAGACCAAAAGAUGGUCGUGUCAGACAUUCAUAUCGCUUAUCAACGCUGAGAUGUUAAAGCGCGUUGUGAGGCGCGUGGCCGCUAGAUGGAGACGCGCGCGCGCUGAAAUGUUUAGUAGGAUUAAGAAACAUUGUAGCCUAAACAUGAUGUUUACUGACUACAGACCUGUCGAGUGAACACUACAAAGAAGCAUAAAUCUUUUAUUCUCAUCCGUGUCCCUGCCAGAAUUUCUCAACUGUUAAUAGUUUAGCUUUAGCUGAUUAUACUAAUAAUAUAUUUUAACGGUCUGUGCCUUGGCGCUGUCAUUAUGUUUGUGCUGUGGUAGCUUCUGUCACCAAAAUUUUUUCGUAUGUGUAAACAUAUCUGGCAAUAAAACCUCUUCUGAUUAAAACGGAUUUAACUUAACUAUACAUAGCUUCUAAAAUCCCUGCUGAAACUAGCCUACAGUGUAAGAGGUCACAUUAAAUAAUAACUUUCUGUUAUGACAUUUUAGAAAACAUGACAGAAACUGUGUGUUUACAGGUAAGUUUUCGUUCAAACAAUAUUUUCUGAAAACCUUCCAAAUAUUUUUUCUAGGAAGGGCAGUGGACGCAUGGGAAUACGCGCGAUUUAAAGGCCUACAUGUCCAAUUUACCUUUACAACAAUGAAUUCAAUGUAAAGCAAGUAGCAUAUAAUUUAUUAAUCUACAUUAAUGAAGGUCGUUUUUAUUAUGUGAUGUCGACACUCAGUAAACAGAAUAAUCGUAUUAUGAUAUUCGAGUUUACCCUACAAAUUAACAGUAAUGACAAGUUUUUUUUACACUUUUACAAUAUAGAGCCACGAUUUAACGUUUGGUUACAUAUUGUCUAUUUCUUCUUUAAACAGCCAUACAUUAACAGGAGAUGCAUUAACAUGAUAUUUAAGGAAAACUAAGUAUUUUAGUAAUUUUCUGACGACAAAUUAAUUAUUGCUAGUGUUACUGUAUAUUAUUUGUACGUUAUGGCAGCCUUGUUGUCAUUCCGACACAUUUGUGAACCUAUUUUCGGUAUUAGAGUUUAAUAAUAAUUAGCCAAAAUAGAUGUGCAUAAUGCACAGACGUAUGUAUAUAAAGUAGACUACAUAAAAUCUCUAAUUUAAAUUUAAGUCUUACAAAAGUAAGUUUCAUUUUAUUAUGUCUGAUUAGACGAAAUCGUGUAAACCUGAAAAUCGUUUUAAUUAAAUUUAGGGAUUAGAAAAUUCUUAGAAAUGGAGACCGAAACAGGGCUGGGCAGACCUGUUUAUCUAAAUAAAAUCGACUUCAUUAACAUAGCGAGUCAACAAAGAGCGCGGAACAAAAGAUUUGGUCUACAUGUGUGAUAUUAAACUGUACACCCUUAAAUAACUGUUUCCCUUAAAAGCUUCUGCUAAAUGCGUAAAUGUUAAUGUUUUAAUGUCCCUCUCUAUACAGCCAUUAAACAAAAAAUAAAAUCACAUUGAAAAAUCGUUAAAGCGUUUUCUCACUUCUGUGAGAACAUUAACCAUUGUUUAACUACCAGUUUGUUUGUUUGUUUGUUUGUUUGUUUGACUUAGUAACCCAUGUAAUCACAAUUUUACUGUGGUUGCUUAACAAUGGUAUUUGUAGUGAAAAUUAGUAUUACAAAUAGUAAUUAGCCCCCACCAUGGUUAAUUUUCCUAAGUGAAAAUCUGUCUGGUGUCUGACGACACCUGCUUUUGCGCUUUUAAAGAUUCUAUGCGUUGUGUGCGUUUAUUAGCUCGUAUUUUGUUGAGACUGUCAAUUGAUAUCUUUUUACUCUUCUCGGAUGUAUAAGGGUUAAGAGGUGAGACGUUCGGGUGUUCAGACACGCUGUAAAUAUGUGGAACUUACUGACAUCCAAUCAGAUCGCAACUCCACUAGCCGAUUGGCCAAUAGGCAGACGCUGUGGGCUUAGUGUCGGCCGCAGGUGAAGUGGAUAGUGGCUCUUGUGUGUUCACUCAUACUCGCGCUCUGGCGACGUGGAUGCGCAUCCGCAAAAAGUGCCUUCACGCGGGGCGCAAUGCGACCAAACUGCCGCCACGGGGCUAAAACUCCAUGUGAUCCGGAUCAGAACCGUUUAACUUCGAUGCUCUGUGUUCAAAAGUGACUUUUCCGUUGAAAAUGGCCGUGCGCAGUAACUCUCUGAUGCCGUUUUCCAUUCAAGCAAUUCUAAACCGAAAAGAAGAGUCUCGCCAUCUGAAGGAUCUAGAUGUGUGUUUCUCCAAAAGUGCGUGCUGGAAAAUCUUUGAUGAAAUGGACGGAACGGAGCGAAGCGACGAGCGAGAACAGCAAAACUACGAUUCAGACUCUGGACUGAGCGAGGAUAACGACGCGAGAGCGCAACGGGACCCAAAGAGCAUGAAAGACGCUGAUUUAGCUGACGAAACUGAUCACGAAUCCACGGCAGCGGAUCACAGCAAAGGCCUGAGCGAUUGCGUAUCCGAUUGCAAUGCGACAGAGGAGAAAAGCUGCGAUCAGCCCAAGCAACGGAAGAAACGCUCCCGCGCCGCGUUCUCACACGCGCAGGUGUUCGAGCUCGAGCGGCGCUUUAAUCAUCAGCGCUAUUUAUCUGGACCGGAGCGCGCGGACCUCGCGGCCUCUCUCAAACUCACCGAGACGCAGGUCAAGAUCUGGUUUCAGAACCGACGGUACAAAACCAAACGGCGUCAGAUGGCCGCCGACCUGCUGGCCUCAGCCCCGGCAGCAAAGAAAGUGGCCGUGAAGGUACUGGUCCGUGACGACCGGAGGCAGUACAGUCCUGGAGAACUGCUCCGACCCCCGCUGCUCGCGCUGCAGCCCUCCUAUUACUACCCAUACACGUACUGCCUGCCCGCCUGGAGCCUGUCCUCCUGUACUGGAAACCAGUGACUGUAGAACACUCGCUGCUGUACUGGAAACCAGUGACUGAACACUCGCUCAUAUUUAUUUUGUUAAAGACGUUUACGAAAAAUACCGAGGAGAUUUAUUUACAGAACUGCCUCGUUCCUCCCGGGACUUUUGUCAGUUUGGUUCUGUACGGACACGUUUAGGAUUUUAUUCCAGAUUGUAUGGACAGUUUGUCAUUUUCUUUCGAUUUUUUUUUACAAAAUAUUAUUUCCUCUGGUUGGAAAACAGCACUUGAUGUCGUUAAGACGCGUUCUUGCUGCAGUUCUAAGGUAACGACUGGCACUUUUCCCCCAUAUUGCGAAAUUUGAGCUUAAAAACUGAGCAAAAUAAUGAAAUGAAGGUUUGUUAAACUCAUUUAUAAGCGAGCCGUGAAAUUCAAACGAUUUAAAUUUGUACUUGUUUUCGUAUUUGUGUAAUAUGUUUUUGUUGCUGUUGUUUAAAUGCAAACAUUAAAAUUUGUAAAGCUU